AUAGACCCCAGACCAAAAGUGCCCAAAUAAAUGGGAUAUCUGGACAAAUUAAAAACUUUAAGCAAAAUUAAAUUAUAUAGGUUCCAGGAGGUCAAAGUUGUUACUGCUUCUUUUGGCUCUCUGUUGAUACCUCACUUACCUGCCUGUUAGCUUCAAAGGGUCAAAACACAUACAGAAAGGAAAUCAAACAAUCAUUCUAAGAUUCGGUCAGGGAUGGUUUCAAGAACAGUAGUUUUUUCAAUGAUUGGUCUUCUAGGAAUGGUUUAUCAAGCUACGGAGCUUCCGCCACCACCAGUAGAGAAGGAUAAUCCUCCUGAUUCAUCAUCAAGAAUCAGACUCCGUGAUGGAAGACAUUUGGCUUACAUAGAGAGAGGAGUUCCCAAGGACAAAUCUAAGUACCAGAUUGUCAUUGUUCAUGGAUUUGGAAGUUCAAAAGAAAUGAACUUUCUAGCUCCUCAAGAACUGAUAGAGGAGUUGGGGAUAUAUUUUCUGCUGUACGAUCGAGCUGGAUAUGGAGAAAGUGAUCCGAACCCAAAACGAACUGUAAAGGGUGAAGCACUUGAUAUUCAAGAACUUGCUGAUCAGUUGCAGAUAGGAUCAAAAUUUUAUGUAAUAGGAGUCUCAAUGGGAUCAUACCCCACAUGGAGUUGCCUCAAACACAUACCACACAGGCUUGCAGGUGUAGCACUAAUAGUGCCGGUUAUCAAUUAUAGAUGGGCUUCUCUUCCUCGAAAUUUGAUAAGAGAUGACUACAGGAGAAAGCUUAUCCGAUGGUCACUUUGGUUUUCAAACUAUGCUCCUGGACUAUUACACUGGUUUGUUACUCAGCAAUGGCUACCUUCAACUACUGUGCUGGAAAAAAACCCACUUUUCUUUAGCACUCAAGACAUUGAAAUCUUGAAGAAAAUACCAGGAUUCCCAAUGUUAAGCCAGGAAAGAUUACGACAACGAGAUGUUUUUGAUACACUUCGUGGUGAUUUUAUGGCAAGUUUUGGAGAUUGGGACUUUGAUCCUAUUCAGCUAAGAAAUCCAUUUCCUUCAAAUGAAAGUUCUGUUCAUAUCUGGCAAGGUUAUGAGGAUAAGGUUGUACCAUUUCAACUUCAAAGAUAUAUUUCAGGAAAGUUACCAUGGAUUCGAUAUCAUGAAGUUCCUAAUGGUGGGCACCUAAUUGUGCAUUACAAUGGUUUAUGUGAGGCUGUUUUGAAGGCACUUUUACUUGGAGAAGAACCUCUUAAAUUAGAACAGGUGCAUCCAUGAUUGCUACUUAAUUAGUGACAUGAUUUCAUUAUUCAAAAUGUUUUUCAUGUAAUUAGGUUGAUUUUUUUAAGGGUGUAUACUAGCUCCAUUUGAAAGGUUGAAGUGGAUAUGAUUCUUUCUCUUGUGUGUUCAUGCAUUUAUAUAGAAACUUUACCUUGAAUCACAUGUAAGCAUAAAUUCCCAUGUAAAUGAAAAGGCUCGUUGGAAUUGUAUAGUCAUUUUAACAA
Molecule: messenger RNA, 1484 nt
Organism: Jatropha curcas
Lineage: Eukaryota; Viridiplantae; Streptophyta; Magnoliopsida; Malpighiales; Euphorbiaceae
Source: RefSeq, a predicted model, not a curated record